CCAAUGAAUGUAUCCACGCCGCUCUUCUUUUUCUGUGACGGCUGUUGACGGUGACGAUGUCUCCUCUCUCUACUCCGACUCCUGCUUCGACUUCUGUCCCGAUCCCGAUCCCGCUCUCGUUCUCUGCGGUCCCGACUUCGACUCCGACUGCGACUGCGGCUGCGUACCCGUGGGGAGUCUGUGCGAAACUGUACAUGUGGUGAUGCCGCGCCGUAGUCGCGGUCCUUCCUCGUGAACGACUGCUUCAUCGAUGAAGGCCCUGGCUGAGAGAAGUAGCCUUGCUGAGGCUGUGGUGUAUAUGACUGUGGGCGGUAUUGGGCUUGCGGUUGUGGUCGCGAGGCCUUUUCAGCUGGGUGAUGUUGACCAUUCGAGGGAUACUGUACGCCAUUCUGAGGAUAUUGUUGGUUGUAUGGUGGGUAUUGUUGAUCGCCCGGAGGAUAUUGCUGACCGUUCGCGGGC
Molecule: messenger RNA, 459 nt
Organism: Zymoseptoria tritici IPO323
Lineage: Eukaryota; Fungi; Ascomycota; Dothideomycetes; Mycosphaerellales; Mycosphaerellaceae
Exons: 1
Coding region: 8-235 (75 amino acids)
Source: RefSeq, a predicted model, not a curated record